AUGUCGCGACUUGGUACGACCGCGUUCGUCUCCAGAAGCUGUCGGCAGGCUCAACAGUAUGGCACCCUCAUCAGGCGACCUACAGGCCAUGCAGGUCUCCGAAGAUACAGCAGUACGCCCACGCGACAGCGACAGCGACCGCUGCACCUGGCUAUCAUCGGAUCUGGCCCGGCCGGUUUCUACUCGGCAUAUCGACUGUUGAAGGCGAUGCCAGAUGCAAGAGUCGACAUGUACGAGAGCCUGCCCUCCCCCUACGGUCUCGUCCGAUUCGGCAUCGCACCCGACCAUCCCGAGGCAAAAGUACGAUUCUCCCUACCAGACCGACUCUGCCAUGGCUGAUAGUGGAUCGCGCAGUAGAAAUGUGCAGAGACAUUGCCGGACGUCGCCAAGUACGACGGCUUCAAUUACGUCGGGAACGUGCCCAUAGGCGAUUCGCCUGGUCAUCUACCUCUCACAUCCAUCGCGCCUCAUUACAACGCCCUGCUCUUUGCAUACGGUGCGUCGAGAGAUAAGAAGCUAGGAAUACCGGGGGAAGAUCUGAAAGGCGUGCUGUCCGCCAGAGCAUUCGUAGGAUGGUACAAUGGUCUGCCCGAAUAUGCCGACCUCAAUCCAGAUCUACAGUCCGGAGACACCGCUGUAGUAAUAGGACAGGGCAAUGUUGCAUUGGACGUCGCCCGCAUCAUGUUCAUGCCACUGGGCGAGUUGCGUAAGACAGACAUCUCUGAGCAUGCCCUGGAAGCGCUCAGCAGGAGUAGAGUCAAAGAUAUGAAGAUCAUCGGGCGAAGAGGUCCUCUUCAAGCACCGUAUACCAUAAAAGAGCUGCGAGAGAUGCUACAUAUCUCGGGGCUUGCAUUCGUGCCACCGCCCGAAGGCUGGGAAGCUCUGCUCCAAGUCGAGCCUAAGAAGCUUCCUCGUCAGCUGAAACGAAUAACGGAAUUGCUGAUGAAAGGUUCAAAGACCUCGAUCGACCAAGCGGAUAAAGCAUGGCAACUAGGAUACUUACGAUCACCGCUCGAGCUCCUCUCGCGCGACAACACACAUCUCGCCGCCGUCGGCUUUGAACAACAGGAAUAUGUGGUGCAGAUGCCCGAUCUCAUCACAGGCGACCCUCAAACAGAUCUUAAUGCCUUACGAGCCGCCAAGGUCAGAGGUACAGGCAAGAAGACCAUGAUCACAGCCCAACUGGCUUUCCGCUCCAUUGGCUACGAAUCAGAGGCUCUGCCUGGCUUCGAUCAAAUCGGCGUUCCGUUCGAUACGAAGAAAGCGAUUAUCCCCAACGACCGCUACGGUCGCGUCUUGGAUCCGGAAAGGGGCUCUGGUGGCCAUCUCACAGCAGGCCAUGUUCCAGGAAUGUACUGCGCUGGCUGGGUCAAGCGAGGUCCAACCGGCGUCAUCGCUUCGACUCUAGACGAUGCUUUUACCACGGCAGACAUCAUCGUGAACGACUGGCGGAAGAAUGUCAAGUUCAAUGAAAAUGGACCAGAGCAAAAGGUCGGAUGGAACGAGGUGAAGAAGGAAGUCGCAAGGCGCGGAAUUCGCAGCAUCAAUUGGCAGGACUGGGAGAAGAUCGACGCGGAGGAGGUGCGAAGGGGAAAGGAGAAGGGCAAAGAGAGAGAGAAGUUCCGAAGUGUGGGAGAGAUGUUGCAGGUGCUGGAUGGAUAG
Messenger RNA from Lecanosticta acicola, 1662 nucleotides. The record is from the annotation of a GenBank genome assembly. NCBI's taxonomy places the organism in Eukaryota, Fungi, Ascomycota, Dothideomycetes, Mycosphaerellales, Mycosphaerellaceae.